CGUGGGCUCAUACUGGUCUUCUUUUGCUGUGUAUAAACAAGCAACAUCAUCAUCUACAGUUUGCGAUUUAUAGCCGGGGGACCGCAAAGUUUUUUCACACUUUGAGGAAGGAAUUAGGACAUCUUUUGCGCGUGAGAGAACGCGCGCGCACGCGAGGGAGGGAGAGAGAGAGCAUUUGAAAACGUCGUAAGUGAAGGGAAGUCAGGGUGCAGCAGCAGCACGGUUUCUGCCAUGGAGUGAAAGGAGGAAACCUCCUCUUCGGCGUCGCCUGCAUGCAAAUGCACCCGACCGGGGUAGAAUAAGGCUGGUUCACCACGCUCAGGUACCGCACCAUUGACUUGGCGUGGAGCGGUGCUUAUCCUCGAACUUAAAGCAGCAAGACACGGUCGCUCAGAAUCUUCCAGAUCGCAUCCAAAGGCUCAUACAGGUGACAAGUGUGCCCAACUUCACCGCACCGGCCGUGCUGACGCGCACAGUGCGUUUGUCCAGAGGUUGCUCGCUGCGUGAGACCCCGCCGCUCCUCUUCUGACAUUUCGCAGCGCUGCCGUGCACAUGCAGACUGUGCGUGUGUGGCAGCGUGACGCAUUUGCGCCUUUAGAUUUGAUUUAUUUAUUUUUAAGAGUCUGGAGUGUCGCGUUUUCGGACAAGUUUGGGUACCGAUCGGAAUGAUCGUCAUGUCCGCAUGGGAUAACUUGCGCGUCUCUCUGUAGAGUGACACAGAGCUCGGCUAGGUGCUGAAGUUGGUUGGGAAUAAUAAUAACAGUACGUAGCGCAGAGGACGAAAGAGGACGAAACGGCUGAAUUUAUUGCCAGCAUCGUCAUCUCCGUGUAAGGAAUCGAAACUGCGCGGGGGGGACUGCUGCUCUUUCCUCCUCUUCAUCUGCACACUUCCAGCCUUUUCUUUUCUUUCCCCCCUCUUUUCUCUUGCAGAAGCAUCAAAGUGAAUUCCAGCUCCUGAAAGCACAGCUGCGUAAACUUGGCCAGAUCUGGUGACAUUGUAGCCUGUGUGUGUCUGUGUGGGUUUGUGUGUGUGUGAUAAGCAGCCUGGAUGGAUAUGCGGCUCACCGAGGGAAUUUGAAAAGCAAAGGGGGAUUACUAUCGGUCCCUCUUGUGUUAUAACCUCAAAAUGGAUGCCCACGUCAGGCUUUGGAGAUGCAACUGGAUUAGCCACUCUUCCGCUGAUCUGCUUGACAUCUGAGUGGCACAAGUGUUCAAAGUUUGGAUAAUCUCAAAGGCUGACGGUGUAGAAUGCAGUCUGGAGUGAAGACGCUCUCCGCAGGUGGAGGUGCGUCACUCUGCUGCCUACUGCUCCUCUGGCUCAUCUACUCCCAUCUGCUCAGAGAGGGCCAGUUGGCGGUGGGAACCUGCGAGAUAGUGAUGCUCAACAGAGACAGCAGUGUUCCCAGGCGGACCAUCGCCAGGCAGACAGCCCGCUGCGCCUGCAGGAGAGGCCAGAUCGCCGGCACCACCAGGGCGAGGCCGGCCUGCGUAGAUGCACGAAUUGUUCGCAGCCGCCAGUGGUGUGAGAUGGCUCCCUGCAUGGAGGGGGAGGUCUGCAGCCUCCUGUUCAACCGAUCCGGCUGGACCUGCACCAGGGGCAGUGGUCGCAUCAAGACCGUCACGCCUUUGCCCAAGGAGCCGUCGUAGGAUGCAGAG
Haplochromis burtoni (Burton's mouthbrooder) is the source of this 1656-nucleotide messenger RNA. RefSeq names its product TAFA chemokine like family member 5, like (gene tafa5l). The coding region runs from base 1249 to 1647 and encodes 132 amino acids. The record is from RefSeq and is a predicted model, not a curated record. The transcript has 4 exons. Lineage: Eukaryota; Metazoa; Chordata; Actinopteri; Cichliformes; Cichlidae.